AUGGAAAUUCUAUAUGUACAAAAAAUAUUUCGAAAACAAACUAACCAAAUUAUUUUUGAGUUAUAAAAAUUAUGUAAUUAAUUCUAAAUUAAUACAAGCAUUUAAGAAAAAUAUUAAAGUUCUUAAUUUUAUUUUUUAAGAAAAUUUUUAAGGAUUUUAACCUUUAGGAUUAAAAAUAAAAAAUUACUUUAAGGUCUCACUCAAUAUAAUUAAUUGCUCACUUGUUAUUCUCAGGGCUCAGUCAUCAAUAGAUUUGUUAGUAAUUAAUUGUGUUGAGUGAGACUUAUAUGUAAUUCUCCUUUUAAAAAAUUAAUUGAUCAAGUUAUAAGGACUCACUUAAAAUAAAAUUAAAUACAAGGGCCUAAAUCAAAAUUGAUUGAAAUUGUAAGGAUUUACAGGUAUAUUUUCUCACCCUUUUAAUAUUCGUCCCCGCUAGUUUUAUAAUGUUGAACACCCUUAACUCAUUUUCAAUAAUAUUUUUUAUAAUUUUGCAUUCUAAAUAAUGUAUGCCUUUGCUGUUCUAAGUCCCAUGUUCACCAUAGCACCUAUUCUCUCCGUUAAGGCAUUUUUAAUUUUUUAAUGUAUAAUUAUUGCUUUUUUUUAAAGUACCCAUAUUAAUAAUAACUUUAUAUUUAUUGUAAAGUGUUUAAUAGGAGUAAAUAUAAAAAGAUAAGGUUAGUUAAAAAGUAAGUAACUAUUUUAUUGGAGUUGAGAUUUGAUUAAAAAUAUCUUAUAUUUUUUAAUGGAGGGAGUAACUAACAGUCAAUCAAUUAUAACUAGCACAUGUCCGUAGGUUCGAAAGGAAAAUACAAAAGUAAUUACUACAAAUUGGCCAUCAAGAAGUUCUUCCUAUUAUUAGUAGGAUUGGAUGAACCCAUGAUCUUGUGAGUUUGGAAUUUUGGGCUAAAUCCUUAAAUUUUAUAAUUAGCCAGUGGAGCGUGUAUUUGAAAAUAAGUUGAUUUUGAUUGAAACAUAAUUUUAACUAAAUCAAUACUAUAAUAAUUUUGUCUCAGAAAUUAUGAAGUUAUGAGUUAUUAAGUCAAACCUCUCAUUUCAUAUUUAACAACUGAUUCAAACACAUAUGGUUAUAAGUAAAAUUUUAGAUUGAUGUAAUGAACCCGAAAAAAAAAAAAAACCGCUUGAGUCUUUUUACUUAUUAUCAUGUCUUAUGCUACCCAUGUAGAUAAUUAGACAUUGACUAUUUGACUUGCAUGCUCCUUAGUUAUAACUAAAUCAAUUUUAAGACAGAGGUGUUUGUCCAGUUAAUUAAAGUAAAAAAAUAUUUAAUAAGUCUGGUUAGCUAGAGAAAUCAAAUUUUAUAUAUCUUCUGAUUUCUUAAUCACUUUCCGGUCUCUCCUAGAAGCAGGACUUCUAGAUUAAAAUCUUACAUGUUCUUGGCCUGGCCAGCCGUUACAAUAUUAUCAUAUUAAUUAUUUUCCUUAUUUUACAGACGUCAUUGAUAAAACUCAAAGAAAAAAAAAAUCGGUUAAUACUUAAUACCAUCAUCUAUUAAUAAAAUUAAGGAAAAAUAUAAUUUUGGUUUUCUGCAAGUUACUCAAAUUUUGCCAUAUGUUUUUACACUUUUUUUUUUUGAUAUUCUAGGUUUAUAUAUUUUUGUUUCUUAGUGUUUUAAAUUUUUUUCAUGAGCAAUGUUACAGGACCUAGCUAGAACACUAAAAAAUAAAAAUAUAGAGAACUAAAAUAAUAAAAAAAUAUAAAAAUUUAUAACAAAACUCAACAAAGUACAUAAAUUCAAAAUUAUGUUUUUUCUAAAAUUAAUCUUGAAAUGCUAGAGCUACUUUUUACAAGGCAUAUGCUUCUCCCCCCUCCCAAGAAAACGAACCCAUUUAUUAAUAACAAAAUAGUACACGCAUAAAUAGUCGAAGCAAAAAGAAAUACUCCAAAAAAACUUAUACACAACCUACCACACAAAACUCACCGAAAAAGAAAAAACAAAACAAAACAAAACAGCAAAAAUACAAACCAGAAAAAAUUAACAGGUUCUGAGUCUGUCAUCACAAGAACAAUAAAAAAGAAGGCCCGCGCUUCUGACGAGGUUUAUAGUUGAAGCAGUGGCUCUAUUAUCAAAAAAUUUGACUCUACAUCCAAAAUGUUUUAUGCUUCAUAUAUUAUUUAAUCUAUAAGAUAACGUAUGUCAAAUUUAAAAAAAUAAGAAACCUUAAUUAAUUAUUGCUAAUUUGCUUAGAAAAUUUUUUUGACCGGAUAAAGCUCCAAGUUGAAGCAGCCAGCAACGUGCACAUAUAUAGUAAAGAAUACGCAACUAUUAAAGAAAGAAAUGAUGCUGUACCGCGCAUGCAUGUAGGGAUUAAAAUAUUAAUCACGUGAGUUUAGUGCUCAUGACUCAAAAAAAAUGAUUAUUAACGUUUAGAUGUGAAAAAAUAUUUUAAAUAAUUGAGCAGUUAAAAUAUUGACAAAUGGAUGGCCAAGAUAAGCUACUAUAUAUAUUAGUCUUAUGAUGAAGUGAAGAAGUCAUGUACACAUAGAGAGAAAGAAAGGAACGAGGAAGGAGAAAUGAAUUUAGGGAAAGAGAUGAGUGUCAUAUUGGUCAUUUUGGGUGUCCUUCUUUGUAAGGCUCAAGGCGCUGUUCAUCACCAUGACUUCGUUCUGCAAGAGAAGAACUUCACGAAGCUGUGCAGCACGAAGAGCAUCUUGACGGUGAAUGGUAGCUUUCCAGGGCCUACCAUCACUGCUCACAAAGGAGAUAUCGUUUUUGUCACUGUCCACAAUCAUGGAACUUACGGUGUUACCAUCCACUGGCAUGGGGUGAGGCAACCAAACGAUCCAUGGUCAGACGGACCUGAGAACAUAACACAGUGCCCUAUUCCUCCAGGAACAAACUUCACCCAGAGAAUCAAUUUAGCAUACGAAGAAGGUACACUUUGGUGGCACGCUCACAGUGACUGGACUCGUGCCACUGUUCAUGGAGCCAUUGUCAUCCAUCCUCCUCACGGCUCUUCUUAUCCUUUCACCGAGCCCUAUGGCCAAGAAACCCUCAUCAUUGGGGAGUGGUACAAGGGAGAUGUGAUGACAAUCAUAGACGACGCUUUGGCCACUGGCGGAGAACCAAACACUUCUGACGCUUUCACCAUUAAUGGCCAACCUGGAGACUUGUAUGCUUGUUCUAACGGGACGACACACCGAUUUUCAGUGGUGCAAGGAAAAACCUAUCUCCUUCGCAUAAUCAACGCCGCCAUGAACGAAGCCCAUUACUUCGGAAUCACAAACCACUCACUCACAGUCGUAGGCAUAGACGCAGCCUACGUCAAGCCCUUCACCACCCCUUACCUCGUGAUCACCCCAGGCCAAACCAUGGACGUUCUGCUCCAGGCUAACCAGACACCAGGUCUCUACUACAUCGUCGCCUCGUCCUUCCAAGACGGCUCAUCUCCAUAUGAUAACACCACAACCACAGCCAUUUUGCAGUACAGUGGAAGCUCCAAUGCUUCUCAGCAUCCUCCAAUGGCGUUCCCAGAUUUUCCUGAACAUAAUGAUUCUACUGCUCCUUUUAACUUCACCAACAGGUUGAGGGGUUUGGGGAGCGAGAGUCACCCCAUUGAGGUUCCAAAGACAGUGAACAGGAUGAUUUAUAUGACGGUCGCUGUGAAUGUUCUUGCAUGCAAUGCUAGUACUUGUGACAGCACCACCAAGCUUGCGGCUAGUUUGAACAACGUGUCGUUUCAGACCCCGAGUAUUGAUAUAUUGGACGCUUACUACUGGAACAAGACAGGAGUUUUCACUAAAGAUUUCCCGAAAGAGCCUCCAAACUAUAUCAACUUCACAGAUCCUGACAACAACGCAUUUACGACCACGGGAACGAGGGUGAUAAUGCUGAACUACAAUGACUCUGUAGAGGUAGUGUGGCAAGGAACGAAUAAUUCAUUGAAUACUGCCGAGAAUCACCCAAUGCAUCUCCAUGGAUUCAGCUAUUAUGUUGUGGGACAAGGCUGGGGAGUUUUCAACAAUAAGACCGAUCCUGAAUCCUAUAACCUCGUUGAUCCUCCAGAAGUUAACACUGUUAGUCUUCCCAUGAAUGGUUGGCUUGCUAUGAGAUUUGUCGCCAACAAUCCCGGGGUAUGGUUUAUGCAUUGUCAUUUUGAGAGGCACAGUAGCUGGGGAAUGGACACUGUGCUGAUUGUGAAGGAUGGAAAAACCAACGAAACAAGGAUGCUUCCACCUCCUAAGUACAUGCCUCCUUGUUCCAAAUGAAGACGUUGCAUCAUUCUACAUCAAUCGUUCUUUGAGUCAUUGGUAUAAUUAUCUAGAAAUUGAAUAACCCUGUGUUUGAUCUCAGGCAAAGAAGAGAAUCCUGAGAAAUUUGAUUCCGUUUGGUUGUUUGAGCAAUAAUGUGUGAUACUAGAAAUGGUUCGUGUUCAUGUUGUUUACUUUGGUUUGGAACUCCUCACAUCAUAAUUUGGUCUUUUAUUCAGUA
Messenger RNA from Prosopis cineraria, 4450 nucleotides. RefSeq names its product putative laccase-9. The record is from RefSeq and is a predicted model, not a curated record. Gene Ontology annotation, molecular function: copper ion binding; hydroquinone:oxygen oxidoreductase activity. The coding region runs from base 2533 to 4227 and encodes 564 amino acids. Lineage: Eukaryota; Viridiplantae; Streptophyta; Magnoliopsida; Fabales; Fabaceae. Gene Ontology annotation, cellular component: apoplast. The transcript is spliced from 7 exons. Gene Ontology annotation, biological process: lignin catabolic process.